UUGAAAGUUCCAAAGAACAGGUGGAGUAAUAAGCAUACUUGUCUCCGUACAAACACCAUCUUCUUCUUCCCUUGACCUCUAUAUAUACUCUCAACAAAUCAUCAUCUUCUUUCUCAGAUCUCUUUUAACUUCUUUCAGCAACAUUUUCAUACACUAUAGUGCUUAAGUCUUUGAAGAUGGGUACUGAGGAGAAUGGUGAAAAAGUUCGUGAAACUCGUCCAACUCCUAAAUUAAAUGAAAGGAUUCUGUCAUCUUUGUCUAGGAGAUCAGUUGCUGCUCACCCUUGGCAUGAUCUUGAAAUUGGACCUGGGGCACCUAUGAUUUUUAAUUGUGUUGUGGAGAUCACUAAAGGAAGCAAGGUCAAAUACGAACUUGACAAAAAAACUGGAUUAAUUAAGGUUGAUCGAAUAUUGUACUCAUCAGUAGUUUAUCCUCAUAACUACGGUUUCAUCCCAAGAACUCUAUGUGAGGACAAUGAUCCACUUGAUGUCUUGGUUCUCAUGCAGGAGCCAGUUCUUCCUGGUUGUUUCCUAAGAGCCAGAGCCAUUGGACUCAUGCCUAUGAUUGAUCAGGGGGAGAAGGAUGAUAAAAUUAUUGCUGUAUGUGCUGAUGAUCCUGAGUACAAACACUAUACUGACUUGAAAGAACUUGCACCUCAUCGCCUCUCUGAGAUUAGACGUUUCUUUGAAGAUUACAAGAAGAAUGAGAACAAGGAGGUAGCAGUUAAUGAUUUUUUACCUGCAUCUACUGCUAUUGAAGCCAUCCAAUUCUCAAUGGAUCUUUACGCGGAGUAUAUUCUGCUUACUUUGAGGCGAUAAACAAAAAUAUUAUUCUCUACAAGCUAGAAUAAACCACACUCUAGAUGGCUUUUCAAUAUAUUUUGAUUAAACGUUAUUGUAUUCUGUAUUGAGUUGGAUACUAUAAUAGUUCUUUUGUUUGUUUUACCAAGUGAAGAAGUCACAAUCUGUGAUACUUCAUGUAGAA
This is a messenger RNA of Vigna unguiculata (cowpea), 984 nucleotides long. Its product is annotated as soluble inorganic pyrophosphatase 1. Lineage: Eukaryota; Viridiplantae; Streptophyta; Magnoliopsida; Fabales; Fabaceae. Gene Ontology annotation, molecular function: magnesium ion binding; inorganic diphosphate phosphatase activity. Gene Ontology annotation, biological process: phosphate-containing compound metabolic process. The record is from RefSeq and is a predicted model, not a curated record. Gene Ontology annotation, cellular component: cytoplasm.